GAGGGCAGGACCUGGCCUUGCAUCCUGACCCCAUUGCCUCUAACUCCCAGCACUGAGCAGCCCUGAGGACCGUGGUGUGCACCCCUAUGACUUGGCAUAGCGUCAUAUCCCGCUCAGCCCAGCCAGACAUAAUUAGCUUGUUGAAUCUCUUCUCCCUCUGGCUUCACAUUAAUCACUUCUCACACUGCUCCCCUCCCAACUCCCUCUGGCUGGGCUCUUGCCUCCUGUCACUGAUGUGCCCAAUGAGGGGACCCCAAACUGCUGCAUCCCACGCUCUCCUCUCUCCUGCCUUGCUGGGUCAGGCAUUGCAGCUGAGGGAUGUCAUUCCCUGCUGCACUCUGGGAUCUGCAGGAGCUGAAAACAGUAGGCAUUAUCCUGCUGCUCUGCUUCAGCUUCAAGCUGCUCCAUGUCUUGGGCAUUAUCCACCUGACUGGAGGAGACAGUGUCGAGGAUGAGUUUGAGCUCUCCACCGUCUGCCACCGCCCCGAGGGGCUGGAGCAGCUCCAGGAGCAGACCAAGUUCACCCGCAAAGAGCUGCAGGUCCUGUACCGGGGCUUCAAGAACGAGUGCCCAAGUGGCAUCGUUAAUGAAGAAAACUUCAAGCAGAUCUACUCGCAGUUCUUCCCACAAGGAGACUCCAGCACGUAUGCCACCUUCCUUUUCAAUGCCUUCGACACUGACCACGAUGGCUCUGUCAGCUUUGAGGACUUUGUGUCUGGGCUGUCCAUCAUCCUGCGAGGUACCAUUGAUGACCGCCUGAACUGGGCCUUCAAUCUCUAUGACCUGAACAAAGACGGCUGCAUUACCAAAGAGGAAAUGCUGGACAUCAUGAAAUCCAUCUACGACAUGAUGGGCAAGUACACCUACCCGGCCAUGCGGGAGGAAGCACCCCGGGAGCAUGUGGAGAAUUUCUUCCAGAAAAUGGACCGAAACAAAGAUGGUGUGGUGACAAUCGAGGAGUUCCUGGAGUCUUGCCAGAAGGAUGAGAACAUCAUGAGGUCCAUGCAGCUCUUCGACAACGUCAUUUAGCUGUCUCCAGUUGAGCUCUUCUGACAUCGGGCUCAGACCCCACUCCUCUCUCAACUUCUCCUUCCAGCCCUUCCUGCUGCCAGCUGCCACACAGAGACAUGGUCAGCACCUGGAUGUAUCCUUCCCCCAAGGCCAGCCCCGCUUUCCUUGGGGGCCCCACACAAAAGUGCCACCAAAGCGUGGGCACAGCUGGCAUGGGGCAUCCGGCCUAGGUGGGCUUCUUGCACCCGAUCCUAGAGGGAAAGCCGCAGCCUUGGGCUGCCAUAGGGCCUUCCCUGUGCCCCCACAUCAUGACCCCCCCAGCAGCCCCAGCACCGGCUCCAGCCUAGACCCUCCAGCAACACUUCUAGGAACUAAGAAUCUCGCAGCAGGCAUCAGCGCCUCAGCUUCCUCCUGUGCCCUGAUGUUAGGGACACGUCCCCUACAUGGGACAUGAACCACUUGUCCCCCUCCUCGCUCACUCAGGGUGCCGGGCUCCCUGUUCGUCGCUAACAGCUGCCUGGAGCUGGGUGUGCACUCCUGUCCCACCCACAUAUCCCUCCAAGUACUGUUUGGGGGCUAUUGUCUCCACAUCAAACUCCUGCUCAGCCCCACCGGCUUCAGGUCCUAGUCCACAGCCUGGCCCAGCUUCUCCCAACACUGUGUCCAGAGGGGCAGCAGCGGCUGGGGUCAACGGGGAAUGGGUGAGCAAGGCUGUGCACCACACCAGGCUGAGCCCUGGUAUCAGAGCCGUUCGGACCCCCUCACAGGGCCCUGAGCCUCAGCUGUGGAGCAGCCCCCACUGCUCCAGGCUUGGCUUGCGCAGACGUGAUGUUUUUUAGCUCCGUCCACCACAAUGUUCAUCUCACAGCCCUGUUCCUGGGUGGGAGGGCAGGUAACCCCAACCCCAGCACCUCCUGUCCUGCUGGGUGCAGAGGCCCUCCAUCUCUCCAUUCCCCCAUCCCUCCCUCCCUCACGCUGCAGUCGCAUGGCGUGACCCCCGCCCCAGGGCAUGGUAAACCACAACCCGCUUGGCAUCUCCAGUCUGUAUAUUUUGUAUUAUAACGAUAAGAUGGGUUAAAAAAAAAAAAAUGGGGGGAGGGGUGGGGAGGAAAAAAGAAAAAGACAAUAAAAUCUAACCACGAUCGCUAUGCACACUGCUGGUAUUCCCCUCUGCCUUUGUCGGACGUUUGGAGGGGGGAGCUGGGGAAACAGGGAGCACGGAGGCCGGCCCACGGCUUUCUCUGCAGUCCCCGAACCCCAAAACCUCUGAGCCUCCCCGCCGGCCCGGCUCAGCGCGCCGCAGCAAAUCAGGUCAGCGCCCAGGGGAACUCGCGCAACAGCGGCACCGCCGGCACCGCAGCGAACGCAAAUGCAAACGCGCACGCGCACACCCAAGGGGCGUCCGCGGCGCGCACGCGCAGCGCAGAAGUAAACACUUAAUUCCCACCCCUUCCCC
Tympanuchus pallidicinctus (lesser prairie-chicken) is the source of this 2467-nucleotide messenger RNA. RefSeq names its product potassium voltage-gated channel interacting protein 2 (gene KCNIP2). NCBI's taxonomy places the organism in Eukaryota, Metazoa, Chordata, Aves, Galliformes, Phasianidae. Gene Ontology annotation, molecular function: potassium channel regulator activity; calcium ion binding. Bases 319 to 1029 code for a protein of 236 amino acids. Gene Ontology annotation, biological process: regulation of potassium ion transmembrane transport. Gene Ontology annotation, cellular component: voltage-gated potassium channel complex. The transcript is spliced from 8 exons. The record is from RefSeq and is a predicted model, not a curated record.